Molecule: messenger RNA, 855 nt
Organism: Diorhabda carinulata
Lineage: Eukaryota; Metazoa; Arthropoda; Insecta; Coleoptera; Chrysomelidae
Exons: 5
Coding region: 51-833 (260 amino acids)
Molecular function (GO): sequence-specific DNA binding
Source: RefSeq, a predicted model, not a curated record
GAUUCUAUUUGUGGGUUUGUGUGGUUUCAAUAAUCAUCAUUCACCGGAAAAUGAGAUUUUGUAUUGUGUGCGGUAAUUCUGAAGACGACGUAAAGCAUUUAUUUUGCUUUCCCCGUAGCGCAGACAGGUCGCAAAUAUGGCAGGAAGCUAUGGGAAUGAAAUAUAGACCACUAUGUGGCCAUGUUAGAAUCUGCAAUGAGCAUUUCACAAAAGAUAGAUUUGUGCCGUGUACCUCAGUUUUACGUUUGAAAGCUGAUGCAGUGCCCACAAUUCUGGAAGUCCAGAAGGACCAUGUUAUGAAGGGACUGGACCAGAUAGCAAAUAAAAAAGUAAACAUUAUAUCCCAAUAUAUAAUAAAGCCAGAACCACAGACUCUUUUGGAUACCAAAUCAUUAAGUAAUGCAAACAGUGAAGUUACUGAACAUGAGAAAACAAAUUCCUCGCAGUCACCAUCCCAACGGGCUGUCACACCAAUUUCAAGUACAGUUAGAUGUAGAAGGACUCUUUUUAAGGACGUUGAAGGCUUGUGUUCAACACAGAUAACACCAAGAAAGCAAAAGUUGAUGGUUAUUGUGAAGAGGAAGCAGGGUCGCAUAAGAAAAUUACAAAAAGUUUGCAAACAAAAAGGGAAAAGGAUUAAAACUUUAGAAAAUAUAGCAAUGAAUAAUUGUUUCAAAGGCAUGCCAUCUACCAUAUCUAACUUUAUGAUGUCUCAGAUUCGUUGUGCCAAGCGCUCGCCACAUGGAAGACGGUGGACACUGGAUGACAAAAUAAUGUCUUUAGCGAUUUAUAAACGAAGCCCAAAAUGCUAUGCUUUAUUAGAACGUCUCUAGUACUUCCAUCAAGAAGAACACU